AUGAUCAAUUCAACGAUCCUGGUCGGCACCGAAACGUGGCAAACGCAGGCGGCGAUCGAUAUCACGACCCCACAAUCAGAAAAAAAAACUACACGUGACCGAUCAUGUUUGAUUUUCCGGAAGUUUCUCAAUCGAGUCUUAGUGAAGAGUGCAAGAAAAGAGAAUUUGGAUGGACUCUACACUGUUUUCAAUUCCAUACAAGCAAUUCCAUACUAUCUCAUGAAUUUAUCACAAAAUAUGUCAAAUACAAAGACAAGCUCAAUGUACGGUAACCCAUCUGUAUGUCCACAAUUGCAUAGAACAGUAAAUGUCGAAGAAAAAAUUAAAUUUACAUCUAGUGAAGUGCAUACAGUGACAAAUAUCGGAUAG
Messenger RNA from Necator americanus (New World hookworm), 369 nucleotides. RefSeq lists its product as uncharacterized. The record is from RefSeq and is a predicted model, not a curated record. The transcript has a single exon. The coding region runs from base 1 to 369 and encodes 122 amino acids. NCBI's taxonomy places the organism in Eukaryota, Metazoa, Nematoda, Chromadorea, Rhabditida, Ancylostomatidae.